Aspergillus melleus is the source of this 1197-nucleotide messenger RNA. It is a transcript of the gene NPY1, whose product is annotated as NAD(+) diphosphatase. The record is from RefSeq and is a predicted model, not a curated record. Gene Ontology annotation, molecular function: NADH pyrophosphatase activity. The transcript is spliced from 3 exons. Gene Ontology annotation, cellular component: cytosol. The coding region runs from base 1 to 1197 and encodes 398 amino acids. Lineage: Eukaryota; Fungi; Ascomycota; Eurotiomycetes; Eurotiales; Aspergillaceae. Gene Ontology annotation, biological process: NAD+ catabolic process; NADP+ catabolic process.
AUGCUAUCUCGUCAAUUUGGAAAGGAGACGGUCAAUUACUUCUCCAGCUCGCCUUUGAACCGGCUGUCAUUUUUGCGCGGAGACCACCCCUUCCUAUCCGCAGCCCUGAAGCACCCCUCCACGCGCUUCGUUAUCCUAAAGGAACUUGCGCCUCUCACAAAGUCCCCAGCGGAACUAUACCACGCCAAGUACGAGGAAGUACAGAAGCUCGUACCGGCGAACAUCUACGAUAAAUUCGAGGAGGACGUCAUCAAGGAACAUGACUCGCGGAAAACCAGUCCGCAUCUGAUAUUCCUCGGACUAGACGAGAGUCGGAAGCAGGGCGGUUUUUCGUGGAAGAUAUACACCGGAACGCCCUACUUUGCGCUGGAUGCAACACCUAGAGGUAGUGAGGAGCAGCAGUCCAACGCCAAAGAGAUCCUUGGCGCGUUGGAGGCGAAGGGACUUAGUUUCCUUCAGGCGCGGGUGGCAAUGUCGUUUUCGGCUGAUGAGGCCGCCAUCUACGCCCAGGCUCGCGCCUUGACGGAUUGGAACACCCGGAACACCUUCUGCGGUACCUGCGGCAACCGCACGAUCUCCGUGAACUCGGGCACCAAGCGCGCCUGUCCCCCGACAGAUCUUGCGCGCGUGGCCGAAGGAAAGCCUGCCGAGAAACCUGCAUGCAACACGCGCACCACCAUCUCCAACUUGUCGUUCCCCCGGACCGACCCGACCAUCAUCGUCGCUGUGGUGUCGACCGAUGGCAAGCGCAUUCUACUGGGUCGGUCCAAGCGCUUCCCGCCGAACUGGUACUCCACGCUGGCCGGGUUCAUCGAACCCGCCGAGUCGGUCGAGGAUGCUGUUCGUCGCGAAGUUUGGGAAGAGGCGGGCGUGACGCUCUCGCGGGUCGUGAUCCAUUCGUCCCAGCCGUGGCCGUACCCCGCGAACCUGAUGAUCGGAGCCAUUGCGCAGGUCAGCGAUCCUGCGCACGAGACGAUCAACCUGGAACAUGAUCCCGAGCUGGAGGAUGCGAAGUGGUUUGAGGUCUCAGAGGUCGAGGAGGCGUUGAGGGUCGGAACUAGUCCUUUGGGGGAGAACGCGGGUCCGGAAUAUAAAGAGGGAGGGUUGAGGUUGCCGCCGCCUACUGCCAUUGCUAAUCAGUUGAUUAGAGCGGCUAUCAAUAUAGAUUUGCUUGGGGAUAAGAAUUCGAAGAUGUAA